Molecule: messenger RNA, 3629 nt
Organism: Vicia villosa (hairy vetch)
Lineage: Eukaryota; Viridiplantae; Streptophyta; Magnoliopsida; Fabales; Fabaceae
Exons: 5
Coding region: 564-3413 (949 amino acids)
Source: RefSeq, a predicted model, not a curated record
AGGUGAUCGAAGGUUGUGUCCUUUUUGUCUCUUUCAUCUUAUCCUACUCAUCUCUCUGUCACUCUCUCACAAUCUGCACGCGCCACAACACAAAAACCGGAAGAACAAGAACAAAGUGUGAAAAAUCUGUACUAUUAUUAGUGGGAGCAUUUUUUCCUGUACUCUUUCAAGUGGGUGAUUGUUUCCAUUUGCUUUGUUUGUGGUUAUGGCUUUCUUGUGGGGUCACUCGUCGUUUUGCACCAUCACAGGUUGCUUUCUGCUUCUGUGCUGUCGUGUGUAGCACAGGAGUUUUUACCAGUGUUUGUUUUGGAUUACAUUAUUGUACGUUUUUUUCCUUAAAGAAAGAGUUUUUGGGAUUCUUUUGUGUCUCAAUGAGUGCUUUUUCUGGAAGAGAAAUAUGGUUUUUUAGAAUUGCAGGGUAUUCAGGAAGUUGAAGGGUUUUAAAAAAAUUGUUUUUUUAGUAAUGGGGUGGAAGGUUUUUUGCUGUAAAACAAUGUUGAGAGAAGUUCAUUGUUGAGGAAGUUGUUUUUGUCUUUUUGGGUUUGGUGGAAAGUGUUGCGAAAAUGAGUGAAUCUUCAGUGAAGAAUUUGGCUAUUACAGAUAAGGUUCAAAAACCUGGUGGUUGUGUUGGCAUUUUCUUUCAACUUAUUGAUUGGAAGAAGAGACUUGUUAAGAAAAAGCUCUUCUCUAAGAAGCUUCUCACUCCUGCUCGUGCGAAAAAGUUUAGAGGAGAUGAAAAAAUGCCGAAUUCCAAGCUUCACUUGAUUGCUAAUGAGAAUAGUGGAGGUUUCCCGAAAGGGGGGAGUCACGGUGUAGAUGUAGAGCAAAAGAGUGAAAUGCGGGUUCCGAGUUUGGUGGCGAGGUUGAUGGGUCUAGAUUCUAUUCCGGCUGCUCAGCGAGAGAAGUCGAAGAAAGCUUUGUGUCCUGAUUAUAGUUGUGGCGAUGAGAAGGAGUGUUUGAGUGAUCGUUGUGAGUUGGAUAGGCAAGGUAAGGAUUCGGAAAUGAGAGUUGUGAAGCAUGAUUCGAGACCUCAGAAGCUUCAGAAAACGGGAUUGUGCGAGAGAAAUGCAGUGACUAGGUUUGGAGCGGAGGCUCUUCAUAUUAAGAGUGUUUUGUCGCGAGCGAAAAAGUAUAACCAAAAUCAUAAUCAUCAUCAUCAUCCGAAACUUGCUUCUCCUUUGAAAAGUCCUAGGGUUAGUUCUGGAAAAAGUGCUUCUCGAGGCUCUAGAUUGAUAGGAGCGGCUGCUAAGAUUUUGGAACCUGGACUGCAUGCGAGUAGAGGUAAAGGUUCUCUUACGAAUCACGCGUCUACAUGUCCUCUUAAGGCCGGCAUUGGAGCGGAUGGUGUUGGAAAUAAGUCACCGGUUAUGCAAAGUCAAUCUUGUUAUGCUUCCUGCACAGCCAAACCUUUAUCAGGGCAGUCUUCUUGCAAAAAUUGUGGCAAUUUGCUUGAUGUAAUUGAUUGCACGGUGGAGGUUAGGGGACCACCAGAUGUUUCUCCGCCGAUUGUUUCUGACGUGGAAAUCAAUGCUGCCUCUAUGGUAUCGUCGAUUAAGAAGGGAAAGUCUUUUGCUCCCUCUCAAGGACAAGGAAGAGAUAUCGUUCUUCCGAGAAGUCAGGGAAAGUUCUCAUCGUCUGUUUCUGAUGAAGAGGGGAAGAAUUAUGCGCAACGCUCAUGGAAUGAACCGACUACCAUAAGAAUUCCAAUGCCCCGCGAAGGUCCGGCUAAAUGUAGUUCAUCAUGUCAACCAUUAAGGGCUCGAGAGGAUGAUGCAUCUUCUUUCGCCUAUAAACACAAAACACAAGAAUCAAAAUUAAGUAGUGAAGGGUCUUCAUCUGGAUCAACAACGAGUAGUACGCAAGUAAAAAGAGUAUCAUCGCACGCGAGCACUGCAAGUGGGACUAAAGACUUUGUUGCUUUGAAUAGAAGUGUAAGUGGUCGAACAAGGAUGAGAUCGCCUACUAAAGUUGAUAGUUCCAAAUUUAACUUAGAGAAAAAACCUUGUUAUAGACAACAGCACGAGUCCCCGUCUCGUGUAAGGACAUUGGAGAGGAAAAGAACCCCGAAUGUCACACAACUCGAAGGCACGACUCCUGCUAAUUCAGUUGGUUUGAAACAGAGAAAUCUUCGCCAUGAUGCAAAUGGUGGAAAAAGGAGGGACUUUGGCUCUUCCUCAUUGAACAGUCCCAAUGUAAAAAAUAGAGGUGGUCAACGAGAACCGGUUAAGGUGAGCCCCAAUAGGAACAAUGAUGCAGUUUCAUUCACAUUUAGUUCCCAUUUGAAGCAAAAGACGGGAAUGCCUGUGGAGAUGGAAGAGACAAACAACAACAAUGAGAGGAAUAAAUACUUCCAAAGACCUCAAUCCUUGAAAGUUGAUGAGUUAAGUUGUUUUCUAGAACAAAAGUUAAGGGAACUAACUUCUCGAAAAAAUGAGUUGGCUACAAAUGCUCUACCUCAAAAAUCAAGUGCGGUGAUUCUUCAGGAGCUGAUAUCUGCUCUAAGUUCAGAACAUUUGAUCGGUCAUGACGGUCAUAUGCAUAGUGAAGAUGUUGGAUUCCUUUGUGAAACCAAACAAGAAAGAUUGUUAGGAGCCUCUUGCAAUGAUAAUCAUCUCAGUCCCGGAUCUGUUUUAGAAGCUUCAUUUUCUUCUAGUAGUCUCGACGAAAGCUCAGGACGAGGUUUUCACCCUGAUUCCGUGAGUUUCUCGUAUAGCCAGCCGGAACAAAUGGAACAUGACGACGAACUUUUAGAUUCUGCAGUGUCUUUUAAUAAAGGAAGUAUAAGCAAGAUACUAAUUGAUAUUGUCUACCAAAUUUCUAUGGCAUUGCAAUGGUUAUAUUCUUUCGGGACACAUUUCACAAGAAGCAAGCUCAACAAUAUGAAGAGUGUUCUAAUGAAUGCUGAAUUAGUGCUUCGAAUUGCAAAUGAAAAUAGCGAGGAAGAAAUGCCGCAACCACAGCUUCUAAUUUCUCGGUUUCUUCAUAAUGAAUUGGAUGCUAUGUUGACUGAUUUUAACGGUUUUGUUGGCUGUGAGGAUUCCAAUUCCAAUUCCAAACCAAGAAAGAUGCUCAAUGGAUUUAUCUUGGACUGCGUUAUAGAAUAUCUAGAAUCUAAUUGUUACCAAUAUUUUCACUCUGGAUUCAACUCAUGGACGCAGCUGCCGUUAUGCAUGAAAGACGUGACAUUGACUCAAGAGGUCACGAGAGAGGCAAAUAAGUGGGCGUGUAUGGUUGGGAUGGUACCUGAUGAAAUAAUCGAAUGGGAGAUGAGUCAUUCCCUCGGGAAAUGGGAUGACUUUGAUAUCGAAGCAUUUGAGGCCGGUGUUGAUAUAGAUGGAGUUAUACUUCAUAGUUUGGUUGAUGAAGUUGUUGAAGAGUUUGUAGGUUGCAAGCAUAGUUCUUACUCCUUUUGAAAUUCCACUGAGUUGGUCAUGCAAUGCAGCAUAGCAUCUCUAUAUUCAUGUUCUGUUUUUUUGUACAAAUGGGAUUAUGGUAGUAUCUCUAAUGGAGGGUUCUUUAGGCCUAUAUGAAUUUUGGACAAAGAAUGUCCUGUGACAAUGCUGUUGUUUUAAUAAUGUUAUUAUUAUUUUGUGUUUCGAUUUGAGGAAAUUAGUAUGUUUUUGGUUUUA